UUCUGUCUUUCAGAUCCACCUUCGCGCUCGACGUUAACACUGGGUCUGUUCAUGGUGCACUCAUUGUCAGAUAAGGGCGUGAACGGGUUUUAAAUGAAUCACCAGCCAAUCCGUACAUCCUUGAAUAUUACGUGAACGAUCAACGACUGUAGACUGAUCCGAUCGAACUUUCUAAUAAUGAAAUACGAGGGUGUCGCAUUGUUCAUUUCCUUAAUUGUUUUGAACGAUGAAGUGCACAAUGGACUCGUCGCGAGCCAAUUCAACAAUCCCACCUUCUUUAUGAUCGGCGGCGUUUUCUCCAAUAAUGACAGCAAAGAGUAUUUCAAACGAACGCUAAACACUUUGAACUUCAACUCGCAAUAUGUCAAUAAGGGAGUGACUUAUAAGCACACGGUAAUUGAAAUGGACUCCAAUCCAAUUAAGACGGCUUUGAGCGUGUGUAACUCUUUGAUAGCGGAACAAGUGUACGCGGUGGUAGUUUCUCAUCCCCUUACAGGGGAUCUGUCACCAGCUGCUGUUUCUUAUACAAGUGGCUUUUAUCAUAUACCCGUUAUAGGUAUAUCUUCAAGAGAUUCCGCAUUCUCUGACAAAAACAUUCACGUCUCCUUCCUAAGGACAGUACCACCAUAUUCGCAUCAAGCAGACGUAUGGGUUGAAUUAUUGCAACACUUUAGCUAUAAGAAAGUGAUCUUCAUCCAUAGUUCAGAUACAGAUGGUCGAGCAUUGCUUGGAAGAUUUCAGACGACUUCCCAGAAUUUGGAAGAUGAUGUUGAAAUUAAAGUUCAGGUAGAGUCUGUGAUCGAAUUUGAACCUGGUUUAGAUAGCUUCACGGAACAGUUAAUGGAGAUGAAAAAUGCACAAGCUAGAGUUUGUCUCUUGUACACUUCAAAAACAGACGCAAGCGUGAUUUUUCAAGACGCAGCAGCAUUGAAUAUGACUGGUGCAGGAUAUGUUUGGAUCGUGACGGAGCAAGCCUUAGAUGCGCCUAACGCACCGGAAGGUCUUCUCGGCUUGAAAUUAAUUAACGCGGAGAAAGAGAAGUCUCACAUCGACGAUAGCCUGAUAGUGCUUGUAUCCGCCUUACGAGAAAUGAACAAGUCGAAAGUAAUCACGGAGGCGCCAAAGGAUUGCGCAGAUUCUGGCUCGAUAUGGGAAACCGGCAAAAGCCUUUUCGAAUUCAUCCUCAAAGAGGUACUAUCAGAUGGUAAGACUGGCAAAGUAGCGUUCGAUGAUAAUGGGGAUCGCAUUUAUGCUGAAUAUGACAUCAUUAAUAUCCAGGAGAAUGGUAAAAGGGUCUCCGUUGGGCAGUAUUUUUAUCCAACUAAUGGUACCAAAAUGACAUUAAGUGUCAACGAGUCCAACAUAACGUGGCCUGGCCGACUGCAAACUAAACCCGAAGGUUUUAUGAUUCCUACGCACUUGAAAGUACUCACUAUCGAAGAAAAGCCAUUUGUUUACGUUCGCGAGAUCACAUCCGGUGAACCAUGUCUUCCAGAAGAGAUUCCAUGCCCUCAUUUUAACGUCACAGAACAUGAAAAUCUUCAAACAUUUACAGCUACGAAAACAUAUUGUUGCAAGGGAUACUGCAUGGAUUUGUUGAAAGAAUUAUCAAAGACCAUUAAUUUCACCUAUAGUUUGGCUCUGUCUCCCGAUGGACAAUUUGGCAGCUAUGUGAUCAAGUACAAUUCAGUUGGAGGAAAAAAAGAAUGGACAGGACUUAUCGGAGAAUUGGUGAAUGAAAGAGCAGAUAUGAUCGUCGCUCCUUUGACGAUUAAUCCGGAACGCGCCGAAUUUAUCGAGUUCAGCAAGCCGUUCAAGUAUCAAGGCAUCACUAUUCUUGAAAAAAAGCCAUCAAGAUCAUCAACCCUUGUGUCGUUUCUACAACCAUUCAGCAACACUCUAUGGAUACUGGUGAUGGUGUCGGUACACGUAGUGGCUCUAGUUUUGUACCUCCUCGACCGGUUCUCACCUUUCGGGAGGUUCAAGCUAGCAAACACUGACGGUACCGAAGAGGACGCCCUGAAUCUGUCCAGCGCCGUUUGGUUCGCCUGGGGAGUACUUCUCAACAGUGGAAUCGGGGAAGGUACUCCACGGAGUUUUUCUGCUCGAGUGUUGGGUAUGGUGUGGGCAGGAUUUGCAAUGAUUAUCGUUGCUUCUUACACUGCCAACUUGGCUGCUUUCCUCGUGUUGGAACGGCCGAAAACUAAAUUAACUGGCAUCAACGAUGCUCGACUUAGAAACACCAUGGAGAACCUUACGUGCGCCACGGUGAAGGGCUCAGCUGUGGACAUGUACUUCCGUCGACAAGUAGAAUUAUCCAAUAUGUAUCGUACAAUGGAAGCGAACAAUUACGACACUGCCGAAGAAGCUAUCAGAGAUAUAAAAAUUGGGAAACUCAUGGCUUUUAUCUGGGAUAGUUCUCGAUUAGAAUUCGAAGCUGCUCAGGACUGCGAAUUGGUAACUGCUGGAGAGUUAUUUGGCCGUUCCGGUUAUGGGAUUGGUUUGCAAAAAGGUUCCUUAUGGGCAGACGCUGUUACUCUUGCUAUCUUGGAUUUCCACGAAAGUGGUUUUAUGGAAAGCCUUGACAACCAUUGGAUUCUUCGAAGUAACGUACAGCAAUGCGAGCAACUUGAGAAAGCUCCAAAUACUUUAGGCUUAAAAAAUAUGGCUGGAGUAUUCAUAGUGGUCGGUGUUGGAAUCAUAGGUGGUAUUGGACUUAUCAUCAUUGAAGUAGCGUACAAAAAACAUCAGAUCCGCAAGCAGAAAAAGAUGGAACUGGCGAGACACGCGGCUGAUAAAUGGAGAGGUGCGAUCGAGAAACGAAAGACUCUACGAGCUUCGAUAGCCGCUCAGCGAAGGAUUCAAAGUAACGGCCUUAACGAUCCUACGACCGUAAGUUUAGCAGUCGAUACGGUAGCUAGAUCGAACGUAUCUCCGCGAAGUCCUGGUCGGGCAUGGCCAGGGGACAGUGACAUCCGUCAACGACCUAUACCACGUUCAGACGAUAUCAGAUUAUCGCCCGCUGCAUACACUGCAAACGUCUCACAUCUCAUAGUGUGAAAUAACUCGUCCUCAUCGAUUACUUGUACAUCGUAAAAUAUCAACAUGUUAUAUUAUUACCUGAGAAAAAAGUUUGUUAGAUAUGACACAUAUGUAACUGUGUUGAAAAUGAUAAGUUUGUUUUAUACAAUAAAGACCGUUACUUUAAAGACUC
Messenger RNA from Bombus impatiens (common eastern bumble bee), 3214 nucleotides. RefSeq names its product glutamate [NMDA] receptor subunit 1 (gene Nmdar1). Gene Ontology annotation, molecular function: NMDA glutamate receptor activity. The transcript is spliced from 17 exons. NCBI's taxonomy places the organism in Eukaryota, Metazoa, Arthropoda, Insecta, Hymenoptera, Apidae. Gene Ontology annotation, cellular component: plasma membrane; synapse; neuron projection. The coding region runs from base 178 to 3060 and encodes 960 amino acids. The record is from RefSeq and is a predicted model, not a curated record. Gene Ontology annotation, biological process: monoatomic ion transport; chemical synaptic transmission; ionotropic glutamate receptor signaling pathway.